ACCCGGCAGCCACGGUGUGGGGCGCGCAGGCUACGCCGCCCGCUGCCGCUGUCACUAUGGCCCAUUACAAAGCCGCCGACUCGAAGAGGGAGCAGUUCCGGAGGUACCUAGAGAAGUCAGGAGUACUGGACACGCUCACCAAAGUGUUGGUAGCCUUGUAUGAAGAACCAGAAAAACCAAAUAGUGCAUUGGAUUUUCUAAAGCAUCAUUUAGGAGCUUCAACUCCAGAAAAUCCAGAAAUAGAGUUGCUUCGCGUAGAACUGGCAGAGACGAAAGAGAAAUAUGAAGCUGUAGUAGAAGAAAACAAAAAACUGAAAGCAAAGCUUGCUCAGUAUGAACCACCUCAGGAGGAGAAGCGUGCUGAAUAAGAUUCUUCUCAGUUGAACAGGCACUGAAAACUGGCUUUGUACAAUUUGCAUAGUUUGUAUAGUAUAUAAUCAGUCUUUUAUGGACAGAUACUAUAGAACUCUUCUUAUAUGUUAAAUUCACUUAUCACAUUUAAUUGUUACAAAAACACUUAGAAUCACUAAUAAAUAAACUUAAUAUAAUUUUCUUUGGCUCAUAAAGCAGGAAAAUCAAAAGUAAAUCCUGUGGAAUUCUAAACACAGCCAUCCAAAUUGUUUUCAUUACCUUACAAUGUAAGUUAUCUGUCGUUUUCUUAGAUUAAAAAUGACUGUACUGUUACAUUUUAACCAAGCAAAAAUUAGCUUGGUGCUGCCUCGAUUUGAUUGCAGGAUGGAAGCCCAGCUAGGCCCAUGCUUUGUAAAGCUGACAACGUUGUAGUUGUGAGGGUCUCCUAGGAGCCUGGCCUGUAGUUGAGGCAGCCACAGCCAUGCACAUGUUUCCCUGGAGCUCCUGUGGGCUCUUUGUCAAGAUGCUGUGCUGUGGAUGCCAUCUCAGCUUUCUUUGUCUUGCUGGCCCUUGCUCCAUUUUGCUGUUGUGAUUGUGCUCUGGCUGCUGGCUCUUGUGGUGCUUUGUAGUUGGCUUCCCUACGUUCUUCUUGCACCUUGGCCUUUGCAUAUUUGUUUUGCAGCUUGCUAUACAACAGCAUUUCCUGAGCCAAAGUUCAUGGAACUUUAAACAGAGCCAGACCUGCUGCUACUGCUGCACUGUGUAGCCUUGAGCAAGUCACUUCCUCUCAUCAGGUCUCAGUUUUGGGAAACUGAGGGGCUUGCUCUCAGUGGUCUCCAAGGUACCUUCUAGUUCUGACGUUCUGUGAUUCUUGUGCCCGUUUUUUCCCCCUUUAAAUUUGCUUAUUUAUGUUUAGCACUGAUCAAUGGCAGUUUUGAAAGGAGACUGUCCUAGAAUCCUGGUACCUGUACUGUAGUACCUGGUCAUUUGUAGAGUGUAUUUCACCCCUGAAGUAUUUACUCCUUUAACCUUUCAUCUCAUCUUUAAUAAUCCUAUGAAGUAGGAAGGGUUGAGGGAAGAAACUUUUUACCUUCUCCCAAAGGCCUCUCUAAGCCUAGCUCUAAACCCACAGAGUACUUGUGUGAUCUCAUUUGGGGUCACUUCCCUUCUUGGGCCCUCAUUUAUCAUCUACAAAAUGAAGGGGCCAGACUAGAUGACCUGAGCUACCUUCUAGUUCUAAAUCCCAUUGCUUAUAUUUUACUUUCCGAAUUGUGCCCUUGUCAAUGGUAGUGUCUUCUAAUAACUACUGGGAGUGUGAAAGGGUCUCUUCUAUUAAGUUAAGACUGGUUUGGUUAGUAAUAACACAUUACAACCUCUGCUGAAAGCCAUUCCAACUUGAUGGUACUAAAUCUAGUUAAUCCAAUGUGCCUUGCUGGUCCCACUCUUUACAUCUGUGGAGGUGGUUUAAAUGCAAUACUGUCAAUUCAACUUUUUUUAUGAAGCAUCUACUAAGGGUAAGGUGCUGUGGAAUACACAAAAAUGAAUUCAAUCUAGUAGGGAGAGAUAAGCUACCACUAACUACAUUACCAGAACCUGUAUAAAGUGCCACAAGAGAAGGAAAAUGAGGUAUUAAAUUCAGUUGGAGACAUCACUUUCUCACCUUUAGGGGAAAAGUGGGAGGGUGAGAUUAGAGUAAGCAAAUCACUUGCAUUUAACUAGUUUAAGGAAAUGGUAUAAAACUCCUCCUUGGAUGGAUUUGGAUAGGCCACUGCCAUUUCCUUUUGUGAAGGGGUUAGUUACUAGGAUAGCAGAUGUAGGGUAUAAUCUUGGACAAAGUUUCAUGAAUGCAUAGCUUGAGGAUCCACAAAUUUCCUCAGUAAGGAUGCCCCCUCCACCAACACAGAUUUCUGCUUUUCUAUAAUAUUAGUUAGCCUCUGAGAAUUGCUGUGGCUGAAAAAUCUGAUAUUCUGUGACCUUGAUCUUGAAAUGUAGAUAGAUUGGUCUUCACAUGAGAUUACAGUCUGUCACUGGGUUCCUACUUUAAGAACCCAGGGUCACCAUCAGCAUUUACUCUACAUUUGUGUUAUGAUAUGGUAAAAUGUGGGUUGGAUGGGUGAUUAUGUAGCUAAUUAAAGCUGGUUGAACUUUA
This is a messenger RNA of Gracilinanus agilis (Agile Gracile Mouse Opossum), 2500 nucleotides long. RefSeq names its product MYC binding protein (gene MYCBP). The transcript is spliced from 5 exons. Gene Ontology annotation, molecular function: transcription coactivator activity. Lineage: Eukaryota; Metazoa; Chordata; Mammalia; Didelphimorphia; Didelphidae. Gene Ontology annotation, biological process: regulation of DNA-templated transcription. Gene Ontology annotation, cellular component: nucleus. The coding region runs from base 57 to 368 and encodes 103 amino acids. The record is from RefSeq and is a predicted model, not a curated record.